Salvia splendens (bonfire salvia) is the source of this 1385-nucleotide messenger RNA. RefSeq names its product 29 kDa ribonucleoprotein, chloroplastic-like. The record is from RefSeq and is a predicted model, not a curated record. Gene Ontology annotation, molecular function: mRNA binding. Gene Ontology annotation, cellular component: chloroplast thylakoid membrane. The coding region runs from base 115 to 975 and encodes 286 amino acids. Gene Ontology annotation, biological process: chloroplast rRNA processing. The transcript is spliced from 5 exons. Lineage: Eukaryota; Viridiplantae; Streptophyta; Magnoliopsida; Lamiales; Lamiaceae.
AUUACUAUCGGCGCCUUCCCUCUUCGCUACCCAAAACCCUGUUUCAAUUAUCUCUACCUUUACACACACAAAACAAAACCCUGUUUUCAAUUACACACACAACACGCACUAUCAAUGGCUGCCUCUGCCCAUUUCCUAUCCUUAACCCCACGCACCCUCUCUCUUCACCACUCCAACUCCUCCGCCGCCUCUUCCUCCCCUUCUCUUUUCACACUCUCUUCCAUCAAAGCCCUCCCCAAACUCGUUCUCGCGCUCUCUUCCGUCACUACCCGCGCUUCCAACUUUGUACGGAACGUCGCCUUCUUUUCGGACGUGGAGGAGGAGGAGGAGGGAGAAGCGGUUGAGAUUCCCGGUUCGAAGCUGUUUGUGGGGAAUUUGCCGUUUUCUGUUGAUAGUUCUGUGCUUGCCGGCUUGUUUCAACAAGCCGGAACUGUGGAGGGGGUUGAGGUUAUCCUCGACAAAGCCACGAGAAGAAGUCGGGGUUUUGGUUUCGUGGUGAUGUCUUCGUUUGAGGAAGCUGAAGCUGCAGUUGAACAAUUUAACGGAUAUGAAAUUGAGGGCAGAGCUUUGCGUGUAAACUCUGGACCACCACCACCUAAAAGGGAAAGCUCUUUUGGAAGAAGGGAUAACUCCUUUGGAGGAUCCAGGGGACGGGAGCGACCAAGCUAUGGAAACUCUUCAUUCGAAGGACCUAGGGGGGGCCGCGAACGAUCAAGUUAUGGUAAUACCAACAAGGUUUUUGUGGGUAACCUUUCAUUUGAUGUGGACGACUUUGCUCUCGAGUCUGUGUUUAGUGAGCACGGAAAUGUUCAGGAUGCAAGAGUGAUUUGUGAUAGAGAUAAUGGUAGAUCAAGGGGAUUCGGAUUUGUAACCUACAGCUCGGCUGAAGAGGUCAACAAAGCCGUUGAGUCAUUGGAUGGCGCAGAGCUGGAGGGUCGACCUAUUCGAGUCAGUCCUGCUGAAGACCGUCGUUAAAAUUUAAAACUGAAAACAAUUUUGAUCCUGUGAACGAUCAGUCAUGAUAUAGCGAGGUCGGUGUCCCAAAGUGAUGUGGUGAUAUGAAGUGGAACUACUGGUGAGUGGUGACUACACUCAAGUUGCAACCAAGUAUUCAGCUUCUGCAUCGUUGCAACUAGUGUAAAUGUAUGUUCGUUCCGAGCGUGAUAGGAAGUAUGUAAUCCUCUAGUUAUUUUGUUUUAACAAUGACGGUUUUUGGCACAUGGCAUUUGGGUUGGAAAGAAUUAGCAGGUGAGCCGUGAGCAUUAAUCACCACCCCUCACACAUUCUUCCUCGUGAAACAAAUUCCAUCGGCUUUAGUGUACUUGUUUUUUUUGUUACAUUCCAUUUUGUGGGUUUGAAUAUGGUUUGCUGAUUUUUUUUCAGUA